Messenger RNA from Amphimedon queenslandica, 1014 nucleotides. Its product is annotated as cathepsin L1-like. The transcript is spliced from 3 exons. Gene Ontology annotation, molecular function: cysteine-type peptidase activity. Gene Ontology annotation, biological process: proteolysis. Bases 41 to 997 code for a protein of 318 amino acids. The record is from RefSeq and is a predicted model, not a curated record. NCBI's taxonomy places the organism in Eukaryota, Metazoa, Porifera, Demospongiae, Haplosclerida, Niphatidae.
AUUAUCAACCACUCCUUCCAGUUGACAUAAAGUGACAAGGAUGAUCAGACUUUUGCUAUUUAUUGCUGUUUUGGUCUCUUUCUCAAAGGCAGAGGAAGAGCAAAAUAAUGAUGUCCUCUCCUCUUUUCUAAAAUGGUCCUCUCACUACAUUCCUCAUGUUAAGGACCCAAUGAGGCACUACCAAACAUGGAAGAAAACCUGGGAUUACGUUCAAGAGCAUAAUGGUAAUCACUCAUCCGGCCUAGUGAACUACUCACUGUCAAUGAACCAGUUCGCCGCACUGCAGCUGGACCCACACAUAAUCACUCAAACACAUAAUCAAAUUAUACCUGAUGACAGGAAAGAAGAAUUUGAGUACCCAUUUGACAUUGACUGGAGGACAAAAGGAGUCAUCACUCCAGUACAGUAUGAUGGUUGCUCUCAAGUCCUGGCACUAGUUGAUGCAGUGAACAGUGCUGUAGCAAUAAAGACUGGACACCUGGUGCCAUUCAGUGCUGAAGAAGUCUCUGACUGUUGCUUUGGAUGCAUCUGUGAUCCAGGACCACAGCAAGCAGAUCCACCUACUGCCUGCGUCAAAAGAAACGGAGGACUUUGUAGGGACAUAGACUAUCCAUACACAACGAACAUGUGCAUGUGCCACGAGUGUAUUGAUGGGUCAGUUCGCCAACCCAUACAAGACUAUCAUAAUAUUGCCAAUGGAAGUGAAAAGGAUCUUGCUACUGCUCUUAAGAAGCAACCUGUAAUAGUAGCCAUUGACUCAAGCGAUCCAUCACUUAAAUUGUAUAAGAGUGGAAUCUACUCAUCAAAGAAUUGCUCAGCAACUCAUCUUGAUCACAUGCUACUCCUAGUUGGCUAUGGCAGUAAAGAUGGAGAGGAUUACUGGCUGUGUAAAAACUGUUGGGGGGAAGGAUGGGGCAUGAAAGGUUAUGUACUCAUAGCAAGAAAUAAAAAUAACAUGUGUGGAAUAGCCAGCAAAGCAUCUUAUCCAAUAGUGUGAUCCAUUGGCUUAAAAAA